GGCCAACGAAGCUUAAAAAAGGUGAACGUGUACAAGCGCCUGCCAUACCUUUACCUGGGUAUGUUUUUCAUCGGGGGGCUACUGGAGGUGGUUUUCUGUUCCACCAACUUUUAUCAAAUAUAUAACAUCGGCGAGAGCGAAAAAAAAUCAGACGAGGACGUAUCGGAACUCAUGAAGAGAUACGAGCUCAGACAGAAGAUUAAAGAAAAGGCCACUCAAAUUUCAGAAGAAUAA
This is a messenger RNA of Plasmodium cynomolgi strain B, 234 nucleotides long. RefSeq lists its product as hypothetical. The transcript has 3 exons. The annotation marks the transcript as partial. NCBI's taxonomy places the organism in Eukaryota, Apicomplexa, Aconoidasida, Haemosporida, Plasmodiidae. The record is from RefSeq and is a predicted model, not a curated record.